AUCUGGAACUAGGAAAACAGGUCAUGAAGCUGGCUUAAAAUUCUAUUUAUUCUUAAAGCAGUAAAAUAAACAAGACAAUUGAUCACUGUGUAUCAACAAACGCUAUGGCAAGCAGCAUUUGGGCUAAAAAUUAAGGGCCUAGCAUAGGCACUUCUUGUAUGCAUUAUCCGAACUGCUCUGUCCACAGGGUGUGUAAGCUCUUUACAGACUGAACUACGUCUGACAUUAAAAGAUUGUCAAUAGAAAUGUGUUCUGAUUCAGUCUGAAGUAGCGAAAAGACUGGAAAUACUUGUCUUAUAUGAUGCCAAUCAUAUCAUCAUGUCUUAUGUCUCCUAUCAAUAGGAAGAAGGAGGAAGAACUAGAAGUAGACAAAGUAGCUGAGCAAGAGAAAAAGGAACCCAGCCUGAUCUGCCCCCCACCACGCAGCAGGAAAUACUUUCCUCCAGAGGAUCUACAGAGUAGCCUUGAGUUUCUGGUCAAGGAGAUUUUUGGACCCUCAGUUCCUGAUAAUUGGCAACAGACUUCCCUAAAAGAAAAUAGGUUAAAGUAUCGCCUCCUGGCUCAGCUCGCAUCAGAACUUGGUCAUGCUGUCCCCAAUUCACAGCUCCACCUGAUGUGCAGUGCUAAGGAUGUCCUGAAUUUCUACAGCACACCUGUGAAGGAUGUAUCAAAGUUUGAUGAACUGUGUGCUGCAGAGCUACCCCCAAACCUGAAGAUUACCUGGGAACAGUGAGUGAUACCAUGAAGCAUCACUUUGAUUGGCUUGCAUUCUUAAGAUAGACGUGUAUAGCAGGGCCUUUUCAUUGUGAUAUUAAUGAAGACUAUGAAUAUUGUCAAUAAAAGUUCAUUUAGUUGUCUUCAGA
Struthio camelus australis is the source of this 863-nucleotide messenger RNA. The record is from RefSeq and is a predicted model, not a curated record. NCBI's taxonomy places the organism in Eukaryota, Metazoa, Chordata, Aves, Struthioniformes, Struthionidae.